Molecule: messenger RNA, 643 nt
Organism: Aphis gossypii (cotton aphid)
Lineage: Eukaryota; Metazoa; Arthropoda; Insecta; Hemiptera; Aphididae
Product: eclosion hormone-like
Exons: 2
Coding region: 181-432 (83 amino acids)
Biological process (GO): ecdysis, chitin-based cuticle; neuropeptide signaling pathway
Molecular function (GO): ecdysis-triggering hormone activity
Source: RefSeq, a predicted model, not a curated record
GUUAUGAGCCGUCGCCGUCUGUGUACAAGAAAAAAAAACUCAAUUAAGCAUUUUCGUUGGUAUAAAACCAAAGGGACCGUUGCCGUUUUCGUCAGUGUAUCGUCCGAUCUUCCAGAGGGUCUACUGCACGGCAGCACAGAAAGCAACAGAAACAACGACUUCAUCUCGAAAACUUAGACGAUGAACACUUCAGCCAAGAAAAUCGUCUUCCUGGUCGCCGCGCUGGUAUUGAUCGCCAUCGUCGAUUAUACGGCGGCGGACAUGGCGGACGUUGGAAUGUGCAUCAGGAACUGCGCGCAGUGCAAGAAGAUGUUGGGCGCCUAUUUCGAAGGACCGCUGUGCGCGGACGCAUGUGUCAAGUUCAAAGGCAAGAUGAUACCGGACUGCGAGAACAUCGAAUCCGUGGCGCCGUUCCUCAACAAACUCGAGUGAUUUCAAACCAGUGACCCUUGGACCGAUUAUAUUUAUAUGAUAAAAUGCAUUUUCAAAAACAGUUCAUCGUAAUUAUAAUAACACAUACACCAUAUACGCUACACUUACAGGCUGCAGCCAUACUUUCGACUUAGUCGAUAGUGCUAAUGAAUUAAUGUAAAAUUAUUUUAUGUAUAUUUGUUUGAAAUAAAAACAUAAUCCAUACUUAAAA